CCUUCAGCAUGAAACACUAUGGUUCAGUCGAGCUGCUGAUUUCCAGUGAUGCAGAUGGGGCCAUUCAGAGGGCAGGACGCUUCAGGGUGGAGAAUGGCUCAUCAGAUGAGACUUCGGACUACACUCCAGGAACCUGGAGGAGAACUGAUGUCCAUCUGGAGAACCCAGAGUACCACACCAGAUGGUUCUUUAAGUAUUUCCUGGGAAAAGUCCACCAGAACUAUGUGGGUACAGAUGCAGAGAAGAAUCCCUUCUACCUCUCAGUUGUCCUCUCAGACCAGAACAACCAGCGGGUUCCCCAGUACAGAGCCAUCCUCUGGAGAAAGACUGGCACUCUGAAGAUCAGCCUUCCUUACAGCCCGACCAAAACACUAUCAGUCAAGUCCAUCCUCAGUGCAAUGAACAUGGACAGGUUUGAGAAAGGCCCCAGGGAGAUCCUCAACCCGGAGAUUCAGAAGGAUCUGCUGGUGCUGGAGGAGCAAGAGGGUUCUGUCAACUUUAAAUUUGGCGUCCUGUAUGCCAGAGAUGGACAGCUCACUGAUGACGAGAUGUUUAGCAAUGAGACCGGGAGCGAGAGCUUCGAUAAGUUUCUCAAUCUGCUGGGUGAUACCAUUACGCUGCAGGGGUGGGCAGGAUACCGUGGAGGACUAGACACCAAGAAUGACACUACAGGAAUGAAGUCCAUCUACACAGUGUAUCAGGGCCAUGAGCUCAUGUUCCAUGUCUCCACCAUGUUACCCUACUCUAAAGAGAACAAACAGCAGGUGGAGAGAAAAAGGCACAUUGGAAAUGACAUUGUUACUAUAGUAUUCCAGGAAGGGGAUGACGCAUCAUCGUCCUUCAAACCAUCUAUGAUCCGAUCACACUUCACCCAUAUUUUUGCAUUAGUUAGGUAUAACAGCCAGAAUGACAGUUACAGGCUGAAGAUUUUCUCAGAGGAGAGUGUUCCACUGUUUGGACCCCCUCUUCCUUCUCCACCUGUAUUUACUGAUCACCAAGAAUUCAGGGACUUUUUAUUAGUCAAAUUAAUCAAUGGAGAGAAAGCCACACUGGAGACGCCAACAUUUGCUCAGAAGCGUCAGCGGACCCUUGAUAUGUUGAUUCGCUCGCUCUACCAAGAUCUCAUGCCUGACCUGCAUAAGGUUCCUUUUUCUCCCCAGAACAUGUUAAACCGACGGUCCUUCAGUGACGUGCUGCCUGAGUCUCCGAAAUCAGCACGCAAAAAGGAAGAGGCGCGGCAGGCCGAAUUUGUCAGAAUAGGCCAGGCUCUGAAGCUGAAGACCAUUGUCAGAGGAGAUGCCCCGACCAGCCUUGUUACCACAGGUCUGUGCAGAAAAGAGCCUUGGGAGUCCCAGUCAUUCUGCAGUACCUUCCCCUUUGAGAUCGUGUGUGCUGACUCCUGGGGUCAGUCUCUGUUGGUUGCCCCUGACACAGCAGGGGUCAUGCUGCUGGAUGGCACUGAUCCAGCUUUGUCCAACACUGAGUCGCAGGCUCUUCCUCCUGUGCAGGUGUUUGACAAAACCAUGGCGGUGAAGCAGAUGCAUGUUCUCGAGCCUCAGGACCUGCUUAUCAUCAGGGCUGACAAAGGGAAGGACGCUCGGCUCUAUGUGUUCAGACUCAGCACACUCAAGAGAGGCCUGGAGGAAAGACAGCUCGUCAGGGGCAAGUGUGACAGUCGGGAGAAUAAACUGGAGAAAACCAAAGGCUGUCAUUUGUACUCUAUCAACACUCAUCACGGCUUAGAGCUGAGAAUAGUCGCAGCCAUCAGGAACAAACUCCUCCUCAUAACCAGGAAACAACCACGUUUCGAGGGCUGCAGCGCAGUGGCCACAGGGGCAGACUCACCGGUGGAGGAGUUUCAGUACAUACGGGAGAUCUGUCUGUGUGACCCGCCUGUGGUGAUGGCGUUGGUGGACGGGCCUACAGGGGAAAAUGACAAUAUGAUUUGUGUGGCCUACAAACAUCAGUUUGACCUGAUCAAUGAGAGCACUGGAGAUGCCUACCGGCUACAUCAUGUAGACGCCAACAGGGUAAAUUUUGUAGCAGCCAUUGACGUUUAUGAAGACGGGGAAGCAGGUCUGCUGUUGUGUUACAACUAUAUUUGUUAUUAUAAGAAAGUUUGUCCAUUUAACGGCUCCACGCCGAUGAUCCAGUCCAACACCUCCGACUUCCACUUCAGCUGGAACCAGAUGCCCAAUGCUAUUGUUUGUGCAUUUCCUUACAUCCUGGCAUUCACAACGGAUUCAAUUGAGAUCCGACUUGUGGUCAACGGCAACCUUGUGUACACAGCAGUUGUCCCAGAGCUACAGUUGGCUGCUUCAAGGUCAGACAUCUAUUUUGUUUCGUCGGCUCCGAUGAGCUCAGCCUCCAACUGUAGUUCAAGAGACACCAGUUCACAGAGUUCUCCGCAGACGCCCACCGGCUACGAGAUGCCCAUGUUUCCUUCCCCGCUUGGUGACGAUUCUAUACGGAUCCCCUAUGGUACCAAGCUUUCCCUGUACAUGUCUAAGGAUGCUGAAGGUGAAGCAGCAUGUAAGCACAUCUUCAAGAUCCCUCUGUGUAACUUGGUGGGGCGCAGCAUUGAAAGACCUCUCAAGUCCCCUUUGGUCAACAAGGUGCUGACGACACCGGCCUCCGCCGCAGUGCCCACAACUCCUCUCAUCUCCGCCACGCACUCCCUUUCCUUGUCCCGAAUGGAAAUCAAAGAGAUAGCGAGCCGCACACGGAAGGAGCUGCUCGGCUUGACGGAGGAAUCCAGUGGGAAGUCAGAUAGUGGAGCAGUCAAACAGAGGAAGAUGAGCAAGAAGAACACUGAGGAAGAGCCCAAAGCACGAGCACUGACGUCAACAAACAGCGACAGGUUAGUCUCCGAGUCCACCGAAGCAGACCUGGACGUCCAGCUGCACUGUUCGCCCAGUUCCGAGGUCGAGCCAGAGAAGGUGGUGCUGCAAGAGGAGAGCCUGCCUCUCGCUAGCGGGUUCUCCCUCUCCACAUCCUUCGAAGAUGAUGUCCUGGACCUAAAGUGAAGACAAUCCCAUCAUGCACUUCUCUGCCCACCCACUCCUGUGCUGUCACCACUAUUUUAAUAUUUUGGUUGGUUUGCUUUUAAAUUGCUGUUUGUUUGUUUAUACCUCUGUAUCUUGGGUCUCCCCAUUCUUUGAAAAAAAAUGGGUGCAGUGGGAGUUGGAAGAUGUUUCUGUGUGUGUUUUCGCGAGCAGCCCCUCAGCCACUGUGCAUUGGACGUUUGUGUUGCCCCACAGAAAAUAACCCCAAGAGGCAAUGAAGCAGUGUGAGAGUUCUGUAACAGCUUCGAGAUAACGGUUUGGUCCCAAACCACAACUUGAAUGUAAAUCUACACACCGAGGCAUGACCUAAACCUGUGUUCACAAUUCCCCCUUAAACUGCUAGAGCUUAAUGUGUGCUGUAUAUUAUGUGAUUAUUUCCAGUCCACUUUCAAAUGGUGUAUAAUAUGAAUGUGUACAUCUGUUUAUAUAUGAGAAUGCAUCCACACUGACAGUCAUGGAUGUCUGUCACACCUGUGAUGCAUAUUUAUAGACAUAUAAAAUCAAUUUUAUUCCCACAUUUAGUAAAACUAUGUUUAAUGCUCUCUGCACAUAUUGGUCCUUAUUCACAGUACACAGGUAAACAGGGCUGGAGGCAAAGUCUCCCACAAGUGCCAUUUUCUAUCAUUUCCACUGAACAGGAAAGCCAAAAAGGCCAAAAUGUGCAAAGUUACACCUGCAAUUGCAUUGUUUGUGCAUUGUCUACACAUUAACGUAUGAAAAUUUAAUACGUUAAUGAGUCAGGUACAAGUUACAACAUGUAAACAACACAUUAAAGGUUGAUCACUGGCUGUGGACAGGUCAGGUUAAACCCGGGUGUCCCAACAUUACUUAACAGGAACAGCUUCUGUUAUGCAUCUGUCAUCUUUAGGAACAUUAUUUAACUGUAUGUUGUUGUUUGCAGCUGCUGUUUUUCCUACUCACAAUAAAAACAAACCCCAUAAUAAAUAUAAAAGAAAAACACACACACAUAAAUGUAGCUAUUUUGCUGUCUGGUACAAUUCACUGCCAGUAUAGGUCACCCUGUCCUAGGUCUAAUAUAAACCUGCUACAUAGAUGUUUGAGAUAAGGUUUAGUAUAAUGACAUACUGUAUGUCUACAAUUCACAUCAAUUUAAAAUAUUUUUAGCAUAAUCUAUUAAUUAAU
Messenger RNA from Monopterus albus (swamp eel), 4208 nucleotides. It is a transcript of the gene garnl3, whose product is annotated as GTPase activating Rap/RanGAP domain like 3. The transcript is spliced from 31 exons. Bases 9 to 3026 code for a protein of 1005 amino acids. The record is from RefSeq and is a predicted model, not a curated record. NCBI's taxonomy places the organism in Eukaryota, Metazoa, Chordata, Actinopteri, Synbranchiformes, Synbranchidae. Gene Ontology annotation, molecular function: GTPase activator activity. Gene Ontology annotation, biological process: regulation of small GTPase mediated signal transduction.